CUAUAGUUCCGGAUAUCUCUAAUUACAGACGUUUCAAUGCCGACAUGUUAGUAGCCACUUCUGGAGUGUUUAAACGGUAGAUAUAUUUAUUUUGGGUUGAUUGGAUGGAGUUCCUUGCCGCCGUGUGCCUCAGUGUGAUGCACAGGAAUUCAGACAACAACUUAUGUCCCGAACUGAGGCGUUGGUGUACUAAAAGAGCCGACUGGGACUGUUCUUCUGCCAAUUGUACCCUCCUGUUUACCACAAGUUGACAACUCCGGGCGGAAGCAACGAACUAGUUUGAUGUCAGACACCUGUGAAGACCAUCUUCUCCCUGAGCAGCGAUAGUGGACCUCAAGGAUGGAGCAGGAUGAGCCUCAGCCCCCCUAUUUUAAAGAGGAAGAGGGGGAGCCUCCACAAAUAAAGGUGGAAGAGGACGAGCUGCAGUGCUCCCACAUUAAAAGGGAAGAGGAGGAGCCUCCACAAAUAAAGAUGGAAGAGGAGAAACGGCAGUACCCCCACAUUAACAGGGAAGAGGAGGAGCCUCCACAAAUAAAGAUGGAAGAGGAGAAACGGCAGUACCCCCACAUUAACAGGGAAGAGGAGGAGCCUCCACAAAUAAAGAUGGAAGAGGAGAAACGGCAGUACCCCCACAUUAACAGGGAAGAGGAGGAGCCUCCACAAAUAAAGGUGGAAAAGAAAGAGCCACAGUACCCCCACAUUAAAAGGGAAGAGGAGGAGCCUCCACAAAUAAUUGUGAAAGAGAAAGAGCUGCAGUGCUCCCACAUUAAAAGGGAAGAGGAGGAGCCUCCACAAAUAAAGAUGGAAGAGGAGAAACGGCAGUACCCCCACAUUAACAGGGAAGAGGAGGAGCCUCCACAAAUAAAGGUGGAAGAGAAAGAGCCGCAGUACCCCCACAUUAAAAGGGAAGAGGAGGAGCCUCCACAAAUAAAGGUGGAAGAGAAAGAGCUGCAGUACCCCCACAUUAAAAGGGAAGAGGAGGAGCCUCCACAAAUAAAGAUGGAAGAGGAGGAACGGCAGUACCCCCACAUUAAAUUGGAAGAGGAGGAUCCUCCACAAAUAAAGAUGGAAGAGGAGCUGCAGUACCCCUACAUUAAAGGGGAAAAGGAGGAGCCUAAGCAACCCCACAUUAAAGAGGAGGAGCCACAUGCCUCUUACUUGAAGGAAGAAAAAGAAUCCCAGCUCCCCCUCACAUUACAGAGAAAGAGGAGUUGUAUUCGGCCCCAUAUUAAAGAAGAAGAGGAGGAACAGAGCAUCAGUCAGGAGGGAGAGCAUAUUGAAGGACUGGAGGAGGAUGAUGUCAUCAAGAUUGUGAAGAGUGAAGAUGAGGUCAAAAGUGAAAGUGAGGAGGAGCCUCCAAGCAGCAGCUCAACACAACACAUGACAACAGAAGCUGAUGGCGACCACUGUGACAAGCUCUUAGCUCCACUCUCUGAUAGUGACGACACGACGUCGCACUCCCCUGACACUGACGAUGAAGACUCCGAAGGUGAUGCAACAUGUCACGCUGACAACACCCUCUUCACAUGCUCUCACUGUGGCAAAACCUUUAAUCGCCGUGGUAAUCUAAAAGUACACGUGAGAAUACACACCGGAGAAAAACCUUUUCCCUGUCCAACCUGCGGUAAAGAUUUCACUCGGAGGUACCAUUUGAAAAGACACAUGACAACACACACCGGGGAGAAACCUUUCCUCUGCUCCGAAUGUGGUAAAGGAUUUGCACUUAAAAGUAUGCUGAAAGGACACAUGACAACACACACCGGGGAAAAACCAUUUUCUUGUUCGACAUGCUUUAAAGAAUUUUCCCGGCGGUACUAUUUGAAACUGCACAUGACCACCCACACUGGAGAAAAACCUUAUUGCUGCUCGGAAUGCGGUCAAGAUUUUGCACGAAAACACUGGUUGAAAGAACACAUGAGAGUACACACCGAAGAAAGCACGUUUUCUUGUUCAAUCUGUGGGGAGGAUUUUACCGAAAGGCAACAAUUGAAAGCGCACAUGAGAGUUCACAUUGGAGAUAAACCGCUCUUCUGCUCAGUAUGUGGGGAAGGUUUCACACUAAUUAGUGAAUUGAAAACACAUACGAAAAUGCACACUGUAGAAAAAACUAUUUCUUGUUCAAUUUGCGGUAAAGGUUUCACACGAACGAGCGGGUUGAAGAUACACAUGAGAAUGCAUAGUGGAGAAAAACCUUUUACCUGUUUAAUCUGUCGUGAGGGUUUUGUACAAAGUCAAUAUUUGAUAGCACACAUGAGAACACACUGGUGACAAAACAUAGCCCACUGUAAACCGCAACAAAUGUUUUUGUGUACAAAGAAACGUUGUAGUAAACAUGACAACACACACUGGUGGAAAAAAGUGUUGAGUUGCAGUGUGUGUGAUUAAAAGAUUCUCUUAUACAAAACCAGUGAAGUUGGCAUGUUGUGUAAAUGGUAAAU
Molecule: messenger RNA, 2438 nt
Organism: Nerophis lumbriciformis (worm pipefish)
Lineage: Eukaryota; Metazoa; Chordata; Actinopteri; Syngnathiformes; Syngnathidae
Biological process (GO): regulation of transcription by RNA polymerase II
Cellular component (GO): nucleus
Molecular function (GO): DNA-binding transcription factor activity, RNA polymerase II-specific; RNA polymerase II transcription regulatory region sequence-specific DNA binding
Source: RefSeq, a predicted model, not a curated record